Molecule: messenger RNA, 2400 nt
Organism: Hyla sarda
Lineage: Eukaryota; Metazoa; Chordata; Amphibia; Anura; Hylidae
Gene: SCHIP1
Product: schwannomin interacting protein 1
Exons: 11
Coding region: 204-1805 (533 amino acids)
Biological process (GO): positive regulation of hippo signaling
Cellular component (GO): plasma membrane; cell junction
Source: RefSeq, a predicted model, not a curated record
UCUCUCCUCAGUACCACAGUGAGUGAGCCAAGAGUCAGGAGUGUCUUGUCUGUCUAUGGGAUCUUGGAUGCUGUGAAUGUGCUUGUAGAGCCACCUGGUACCAAGCGGUGGUCACAUCCAGUCCAGAGAUCCAACAGAAUAGCAUCCACAUCAGCAGUACCAGCCGGUGUUUGCUUCCCUGAGGAUUCUUCCGGAUUUUCACCAUGCGCCUGGAAGAAGUCGGGAGGCUUCAGCAUUCAUUUGAACAAAUCCAUGAUGGGGCCUAUUUUAUAGAAAGUCACCAAGAAGACAUGGAUAUAGAUAAUAAUACUGAAAAAUAUCUUAGCUGUCAGCAGCCACUGGAAUCCAAAGUAAAAAUAAUACAACGGGCAUGGAGAGAUUACCUUCAGCGUCAGGAUUCCAUGAAUACAAACUGUAUGGAAAAGCGCAGUCCAUCCCCUUCUUCUAUGUCCUCAGACAAACUGAGCAGCUCUAUCAGUAUGAAUACAUUUUCAGAUGGCAGCACUCCUGACUACAGAGAGGAUGGCAUGGAUUUAGGCAGCGAUGCUUGUAGCCGCUCUAGUUCCGAAUCCAGCUCCAACAAAGUGACCCCUUGCUCAGACUGUAAGUCCUCCCCCAGCCUGGAUCUGGCUGCCCUGGAGGAUUAUGAGGAGGAGGAGGAGGACUUUAUGGUGGACAAGGUGAGCGACGAGUGGGAGGAUGAAGACGAGGAAGAAGAAGUCGGUGGCGACGAUGGCUUUCCUAAGGACAAUUGUUUUUCAAGGACUGUCACGGCCAGGAGUUUGGCAGAAGAGUUUGAGGACAUUAAAGGUGGUCAUCUGACUGCUACCAAUGGGAACCCCUCUCAUCGGCACAAAUUAAAUGGAAACUUAGUAACUGGGAGACCCCCAAGUAGAGGAAAGCACAGCCCUCCCAAACCUCAGAGUAACUCUGUCCGAGGGCCUCCGCUCAACUCAUUUGUUGGUUCAGGAGGAGUCAUGAGGGAGGAACCCCAGCUUCCCACCAUGGAUUGGGAGGCCUUAGAGAAGCACCUUGCAGGACUCCAGUUCCAGGAACAAGAGUCCAGGAACCAAAAACAAGCAAGAUCCAAUUACACAUCGGCUCAGAAGAAUGAAAGAGAAUCCAUCAGGCAAAAGUUGGCACUGGGAAGUUUUUUCGAUGAUGGCCCUGGACUCUAUACCAGCUGCAACAAAAGUGGAAAGCCAAGUCUGUCUUCCAGGCUCCAAAGUGGGAUGAAUUUACAGAUCUGUUUUGUAAAUGACAGCGGGAGCGACAAGGACAGUGAUGCUGAUGACAGCAAAACGGAAACCAGCCUGGACACCCCAUUAUCCCCAAUGAGCAAGCAGAGUUCUUCUUACUCAGACAGAGACACCACUGAGGAGGAGUCUGAAUCCUUUGAGGACAUGGAUUUUAUCUCCCGACAGAAGAAACUGCAAGCUGAAGCCAAGAUGGCAUUGGCUAUGGUGAAACCCAUGGCCAAGAUGCAGGUGGAGGUGGAAAAGCAGAAUCGGAAAAAGUCUCCUGUUGCAGAUCUUUUACCACACAUGCCGCACAUUAGUGAAUGCUUGAUGAAGAGAAGCCUGAAGCCUACUGACCUGAGGGAUAUGACCAUUGGUCAGUUACAGGUCAUUGUGAAUGAUCUUCACUCUCAGAUUGAAAGCUUGAAUGAAGAGCUAGUUCAGCUUCUCCUUAUCCGUGAUGAAUUGCACAUGGAACAAGAUGCAAUGCUUGUAGAUAUUGAAGACUUGACAAGACAUGCUGAAAGUCAGCAGAAGCACAUGGCAGAGAAAAUGCCAACAAAAUAAAGCAAAAAGCCAUUGAACAUUAGGAACAAGCUAAACUUUUAUUUUGCUUUUGUGGUUGUCAAAAUGCUGAUGCUCAAGAUGAUACACAAGAAAAAUCAGUGUUAGUCUUUGAUGAUGUCUGAAGCUUUUUGUCCAGUGAUUUGGCCUCUGCUUCCUAAUUUAUUUUAACUUUUUACUUGUGCCACUUAAUACCCGGCAUUUUAUUAAGAAUCUAUAUAUGUACAGUACUUAUUCCAUUACAGACUAUGGAUGAAGAGACAGAUAAUAGUUACAAAUUGUAUUUAUUUUUUUCAUUUGCAAAUAUUUUCAGUUGAUCAGUAUUUUACCUAUAACUACCUUUUCUUCUCCUUCACUGUAGUUCUCAAACACAAAAGUUAUUGACGGUGCUAAACAAGUCAACAACUACACACCUGCCUCAUCGUAAAAUUGUAGCCUUCUGUAUCUUGUAUAAUUCAAUCAGUUGUCAACAUUUUGUGAAUGUUGAUUAUCUGACUUCCAUUUUUAGAUGUGCUAUUGUAUUAUUUAACUGGAAUAAAAGGAAAGGUCACAUUCAAAGGUUUUAUGUAUAAAGAUGUAAAAUAAACUUUAAACAUGU